Striga asiatica is the source of this 1526-nucleotide messenger RNA. The record is from the annotation of a GenBank genome assembly. NCBI's taxonomy places the organism in Eukaryota, Viridiplantae, Streptophyta, Magnoliopsida, Lamiales, Orobanchaceae.
GCAUGAAUCACCUCAGCUGAUAUCAUUUUGGUCCAAUGCAAAGUAUCUUUAACAAAUAUCAGACCAUCACAAACUGAACUCAAGCUCGCACACAUAUCAAUCAAUCAAUGGAUUGCCUUCAGACUCUUCCCAGAUCAUCUGCUUUGCCACUGCAAAGCGUGAGAAGUAAUUUUGGGAAGCGUGGGCGCCCUAUAGCUUCAUUGGGGAUUGUAAAAGGCGUUGCUUUAUCCAGAUCAUGUGGCGUCUUUGCUAAGGCAGUGUCUGGUUCUGCAGCCAGCACAGAAAACGAGAAUCUGAAAAUGGAUGAGAAAUCUGAAACAUACAGUCAUGACAUGACUGCAGCUAUGGGAGCUGUUUUGACGUAUAGGCAUGAACUUGGAAUGAACUACAACUUCAUUCGCCCUGACUUGAUCGUGGGGUCAUGCUUACAGACUCCGGAGGAUGUUGACAAGCUUCGAAGUAUUGGAGUGAAAACUAUAUUCUGCUUACAACAAGACUCGGACCUUGAGUACUUUGGGGUCGAUAUUGCUGCCAUUCGUGAAUAUGCCAACAGUUGUGGUGACAUUCAGCAUCUACGUGCCGAAAUUAGGGAUUUUGAUGCAUUUGACCUUAGAAUGCGGCUGCCCAAAGUGGUAAGUAAACUGCAGAAAGCUAUUAAUAGGAAUGGAGGCGUGACGUAUAUACAUUGCACCGCUGGUCUUGGACGAGCACCUGCUACUGCCGUGGCCUACAUGUUCUGGGUCCAAGGUUAUACACUCAAUGAAGCUCACACAUUACUCAUGAGUAAGAGGUCAUGCUUUCCAAAAUUGGACGCUAUCAAAAGUGCAACUGCAGAUAUUCUUACAGGUCUUAAAAGACUGCCUGUGAAAUUAAAAUGGUACGGUGGUGAAGAUUGUUCAACUGUGGAAAUCUCGGGACUCGACAUUGGAUGGGGACAGAGAAUACCUUUGGUCUAUGACGAAGAACAUGGUUUAUGGGUUCUUCACAGAGAACUGCCUGAAGGGCGUUAUGAAUAUAAGUACAUUGUGGAUGGCAAAUGGACUUGCAACGAAUAUGAGCUUCUAACUAGUCGGAACAAAGAUGGACAUGUCAACAACUAUGUUGAGGUUUUUGACAAAGACCCGAGCAGCAUUAGUGCUGCAAUUAGGAGUCGGUUAGCCGGUGAUGACCCUCAACUUUCAACAAAUGAACGUCUCAUCAUUAGACAGUUUAUCGAAACUUAUCCGGACGAGGAUUAAUUGAAAAACAAUAAUGGUAAUUAAUCACAAAAGUGUUGGUUGGGUUGUGUACUAUAGUGCUUGUAUUAAACGAAAAAAUGAAUGCAAUAAUCUAUCAUUUUGUUGAUUGACUUGCUUUUGGGAUUCCAGUUCUCCAUGUUUGUUUUUGAGUUUGCUGUAAUUUUGGUGAGAUUAGGAGAUGGUCAUUUUCCCCCACGUAGUUGACAAUUGAACUAGUUUUCUUCUUUAUUAUUUUUUGUUUUUCGAACUUCAACGACAAUAUUUCAGACGGAAUUUCAUAUAUCUACA